Fimicolochytrium jonesii is the source of this 1102-nucleotide messenger RNA. RefSeq lists its product as uncharacterized. NCBI's taxonomy places the organism in Eukaryota, Fungi, Chytridiomycota, Chytridiomycetes, Spizellomycetales, Powellomycetaceae. The record is from RefSeq and is a predicted model, not a curated record. The transcript is spliced from 2 exons. Bases 182 to 811 code for a protein of 209 amino acids.
CGCUCCACAAGCGGUUGGGAAAGAUAGGCAACUUGCAAGUCCUCCUUCCCCCAUACUACGUAUACUAGACAGCUACAGCAUCUUUCCCGUCGCUGAAGAAACCAUAUUCCACUUUACAGAGCACCCACGAACACGACGCAGUUGCUCUCAGCGUGUGCCACCACAUCACACCUUUUGCGCCAUGCCCUCUCCUCCUCGCAACAAGGAAACGAAACCCUCUCCCUCUCCCUCACCCCUAUCCGACGUCUUCAGCUUCUUCCAACCCAUAUCCGCCGCUGCCUCAAACGCAAUAACCUUUGCAACCGAAAAACUCUCCUCCCCAACCUCGUCCUCAGACAAGGUCAACACAAGUUCCCAAAGUCCGCUGCCCGACUUCCCACUCUUCAAAAGGUCAGGACGCUCACCUACCCACCCACCAGGGCCGCCAAGACGAAGCUCCUCUUUACCCUCCCUCUACCAGAAGAAUGAUACCCCACCACCGCCGGCAGCUGACCCGCUAGAUAGCGCUGCGCAAGGGGAUGUCGAAGGGACGUUUGAUUUCAUGGCGAAGGUGCCGAGUUUGGGAAUGUUUGGAUUAGGGAGCUUUGCCGAUUACUCGCGGGGAAUCAGCGAUCAGGGGGAUAGCGAUGAGGAUUAUGAGUCGAUUGAGAGUUUGGAGCUGCAGCAGUUGGAUGCCGAUGGCAAGCCAGAUCUCUGGACACAGACCAGGUUGCUAGUUCGCAAACAGCAAGUACCAGUGGUGGUGGCUGGGGAAGCUUUGGUCUCCCCUUCGAUAUCCCACAACUACCAGCACUGCUCGGCGGCAGCCUAGUGUCCCAACCAGUACCAAUCCCAUCAGCCACCGCAAGCUCUCUUCCAGAAUCCGCCCUCGGCCCACCAUCCCCAGAACUCGACGCAGCAUCCACCGCCGCAUCCGCCUGGUCAAAAGCUUUCAUGUCCAUCACGGGCUCGAACACGAAACAUCUGCGCCCAUGUGGGCAUAAGCACCGGUUUUAUUUCGUAGAAGGCGAUCUGGUGCUGCUUGGUGGGAUGUAUGGAAGCUUUUUGAGCGAGAAGGAUACAGGGAAGAAGGUGUGGUUGAGGAUGGAUCAUGUGCUGGGGU